UGUGUGUGUGUGUGUGUGUGUGGCACAGAAGAAAAAGCCGCAAACACGCUGAUGUAGAGUUAUCUGCCCGGGGGAGAUGUUCUCAUGGAGCUGGUCACACCAACAGCGUCUUGUUUGACUUCACCAUGCACUUUAGGACUUCAAUAAGAUGCGUGUGUGUUGUCAGAUAACCAUUUUGCUUCUCGCCUGCAACUUCUACGCUUUCGUUUAUUCUCAGGACCCCUCCUGCUGCCAUCAUGCCGUGGACCUCCCCCAGUGUAAAGAUGCGUGCGAUCAGCUUGCAACUAUUAGAAGUGAAUCCCGUCUGAUGCACCUUCUCCAGCGUUUACCAAGUUACUGUCCAGAGUCUAUGAAUGAGCUUUGGAUCUGCAUUAACUCAACAUUACCAGGAGCAUCAAGAAAAUCAGAUGGAUGGGUCGGUCUUGGCUGCUGUGAGCUGGCCAUCUCGGUAGAGUGCCGCAGGGAAUGCAAGCAGGCAUCAUCGAAAAAUGAUAUCACAAAAGUAUGCAGAAAAGACACAGAGAAGCCACUCUACAGCUGUAUCACCAAAAAUGAAAUGGGCUCAGUGUGCUGCAGCUACGCAGGGAGACACACUCACUGUCGGGAAUACUGCCAGGCAAUCUUCCGCACAGACUCCUCACCCACUGUGUCUCAGAUCAACACUGUUAAGGAGUACUGCCAGAGCAUCAGCCCUCAGCUCAUCAGCUGCGUGGCCAACUACACCAAAUCCUAUCCCACCAGGAGUCCCAUCGAUAGCCUGUACUGUUGUGACCGGGCGGAGCAGGCACACUGCCAGACGGCAUGUAAAAGGAUCCUACGCACCAUGAACACCGAGCACGAGAUCAUGGAGGGCCUGAUUGAAGAGUGCGGAAGCCAGCCUCUUCCUCAGGACCCACUGUGGCAGUGCUUUCUGGGAAGUGCUCACCCUCCGACCAAACGUGACCCCGAGACCUCUCCAACAGCCAAGAUGGACUGCGCCAAGCUACACUGCUGCUCCAAAGCGAAUACCUCACAGUGCAGAGUUAUGUGCCAGGAGAUCAGCACCAACUGGGGAACUCAGACAUGGCAGGAGUUUGAUCAAGUCUGUGAGUACAGUCCUCUGGAGACAGACCUCAUCACCUGCCUGGCAGAUGUGAGGGAACCUUGCCAGCUAGGCUGCAAAGAUCUUACCUACUGUACCAACUUUAACAACAGGCCAACCGAGCUUUUCCGGAGUUGCAACAUCCAAUCUGACCAGGGCGCCAUGAACGACAUCAAACUGUGGUCAAACGGAACCAUAAAGAUGCCUCUGAUGAACAUCCCAGUUAUGGACAUCAAAAAGUGCCGACCGGAGAUGUGGAAGGCUGUGGCCUGUGCGCUCCAAAUCAAACCCUGCUACAGCAAAUCAAGAAGCAGCGUCAUCUGCAAGUCGGACUGCGUGGACAUCCUGACCCACUGCGGCGACUUCUCACGCUUCCCAGAAGGCCACAACCCCGAGCAGAUCUGUGACCUUCUGUCCCCUACGGAUGACCCAGAGCGAUGCAUUCCUCUGCAGAGAUACCUCACUCCUAGUCCUUUUGAGAACAUCAUCGAAGAGGUGAUCCAUCCCUGUAAUCCAAACCCAUGUCCCAGCAACCAUCUGUGUGAAGUAAACAGGAGGGGAUGUCAUCCAGGACAAGACUGCAAGCCUUACUUCUGUGUGCCUGGCUGCAAACUGGGUGAAGCUUCCGAGUUCCUAGUGCACAUGGAGGCUCGGAUCCAGAUUCCAGUGCACAGCGGGCAGACCGGCUGUUACGAGGUGUGCACAUGCGGGCAAAGCGGCCGUCUUGAAAACUGCGCAGAGAUGCCCUGCACCGACACCACCAAGACCUGUGCUGUAGGAGGACAGAGAAAAAGUCAUGGAACAUCUUUCAAGGUGGACUGUAAGUCUUGCUUUUGCUAUGCCGGAGAAACUAUCUGCUUCCCACCACAAUGCCCCAGUCUAGACAACUCAGGCGAGCCGCGCCGGGCAUUUACAGGACUUCCAUGUGGCUGUCCUGAUCAUUUUGUGCCAGUGUGUGCCCUUAAUGGACGCACGUACCCCAGUGCCUGCAUGGCACGCUGCAUGGGCUUCCGAGACAGUCAGUUUAUUUUUGGCCUCUGUAGGAGCAUAGGACCCUGCUCCUCUAACCCCUGCCCGAGAAACCACAGGUGUAUCCCUAAGCGGCGUGUAUGCCUGACGAAUACAACAGACUACCCGUGUCUGCAGUACCAGUGUGUGGGCCGACCUUCCAGCUGCGACACCAACCAGCUAGAUCCGGUCUGUGACACGGACAACAUGGAGCACACCAACCUGUGUCUACUUUACCAGAGCGGCAAAACCCUGGCAUACAUGGGUCACUGUCAGGAUGCCUGCAGAGUAACAAGGGAAGUGUGUGGACACAAUGGCGUGACGUACAACACGGUGUGCGAGGCGUUUUCGGACCGUGUGGCCGUGGAUUAUCAGGGUCGCUGCAAUGCUUUGGGCUCUUUGUCAGGUUUCCCGUCUGAUUCAGGCUGUAACGCCGUGGCCUGUCCUGCUCUCUCUGCUGCAGGGUGUAACCCCAUCACUCCACCCGGUGCAUGUUGCCCAGUGUGUGCCGGGAUGUUGCAGAUCCUUUGGAAUAAACAGCAGAUGAAUGUCUUUGCCAAGCUGAACCAGAAUCAGCCGGUCACAGUGCAUGACAUCCUGAGAGUCCUGCGUCGGCACAUCUCAGUCCCUCAGUGCGAUAUCUUCGGCUACCUGAGCAUCGACUCUGAGCUCGUCAUCCUCAUCAUACCUGUGGACCAGCAGCCAACACCCCUGCAGAUUGAAGCCUGCAGCAAAGAAGCUGAGAAGAUCGACUCUCUUAUUAACUCAGGCAGUCCUACUCUGUCGUCCCACGUGCCCCUGUCCGCCUUCCUGACCUCCGAGCUCAAACUGUCCACCGUCAGCUCUGCUGCUGCCCCCCGAAACUCUUCCCUCUAUGUGUCCAACUGUCUCUCUCUCUGUCUCCUCCUCGCAUUCCUGCUGUCCUAUCUAAACAACCUGAACUGUCGCUGCUGAACAACCAGCGCACCACGAGUGACCUUUGACCUUCCUCGCCUUGUUCCUUUAGAAGCCCCAGUCUGCAUAGCCUUGACAAUCAGAGAAACGCCAAGCUGACAAGAACGAUCACUCAAAACAUGACGGGACAAUGAGCAUGACAAUGAUGGACCGUUGAGCAGUAUUCCUGAUGAGGGUAAGCUGUAUCGAGUCAUGUUAUUCUUUUUUUUUUUUACACUCACAGAGCAGAGAGCCCUCAGAAAGGAUGAGGAAUUCAGAUGGAUAGAGUGAGAUCUCUGAAUAAAUUCCUGGCUCUGGUGCUCGUCUCUGCUGCCUUUCACUGCCGGUUCACCGGAGCAGACACUUUUGAACGGUGUCAAUUUCACACACCUCAUUUUCUAAAUAGGAACUGAAGAAACUAAUCAGCACUAGUGGAGAGGGCUUUCUACCCCAAAAUGAAAGGAAUCGUUCUUCAUUUCUCUCUGUAUAUAAAUUAAUAGACCUAAAAGGAGAAACUAUAGCCAUCCUAAGCCGGUUUUAUGCUGUGCGAUUUCAGCAGCAUUUGAAGAUUUUAUUACUUGUCACACUGCAUGAAAUUAUCCUAGCAAAAUCUUGGCUGAAUUUUUUAACAGGCUGUACGUCCUUCAUGUCACACAGUAUGAUAAAGAUCCUCUAGAUUAGAUGAAGAUUUUAAAGGAGCAAUUGUUUGAGACUGCGAAUCAAGAAGAGUGCUGUAUUCUGUUUACCAACUAGUGCAGAAGACGAGAAACGGUCUCUGGUUUCAAUGCCGAUUCAGCCGACCAAUCAGCUCAUAAUCAAUCAAAAGUUUGGGUCACACUUGAUUUUAACUGUGCGUUCACAUACACAAGAUGGUCGUCUUAAGCACAUGUCUUAAGCACUCAUUAGGAGCCUCGUCCUGUCUCGUGCAUGUUUUUUGCAUCCACAAAGUAUAAAAAAAGUUGCCCCAAUCUGCACUAGAACUGUUGGUCUGAGACGAGUUGCAAAAUAAAGCAAUCCAACCCAGCGAACCAAUGAUCCAGCCUGUACAGCUAUGCAUGUUGAGAACUUCAUUAUGUAGCAUGUUUGGUUAGCUAAACGCACAUAACACGAAUCACAGAUUUACAUGCAUGAUACAUGAUAGAUUGUAUGUGAAGAAUUCUGCAAAACAAAGCACAAAAUCAAUGACGCCUCUUCAUUUUAAAACGCUGUUAAUGGCUCAGUCCGAAACGAGAGAAUUGAAACAGUACUGAAGAAAUCACCGGUCAAAGCUAUACUGUAAAUGACUACAGACUACAGCUAGAAAGGAAAGCUCACAGAACUGCUGACUAAUAAAUAGAUGAACGUUAAGGGUAGUAUAUAAACACACUCACACUGACCAAUCAGAGGACAGAUUUUUCACAUGUGACUUUCAUAAACAUGUUUUGGUACGCUUUGAAAUCUUGCUGUGUGAAAGCGAACCAAGCCAAAGAGAAAAUAAAUUUGCGAUAGAGAACAAAGCACAGGGGAACUCCAGGCCUGAAAACUCAAGUAGCAUCUAGUGGAUGUAGCUUUUAAUCCUCUAGAUGUACAUAAAGUACACAGAUUAGUACAUGACCAAUGCUGCUGAUGUCUUUGCUGCUUUUUUACACGGCAGGCGUAAGACACAAUCUCAACUCAUGCAUCUUGCUGUAGCAAAAUCAGCCUGAAAAUCGUCCAGCGUAAACCCGGCUUUAAAGAAUAUGACAAUCAUAUCCACAAUUGGGUAAUCACAACAGUAUGCCUUGUUUAUAUAGAUUCUAUAUGUAAAGAUUUAUUAUAUGAAGUACUGCAAAAAAUAAUUAUGUCAUUAAAAAUAUUAUUUUAAUGUUUAUUUUUACGUUUUCUGACCCGGAGGUCGGAGCCACAAUGUGCCAUUUUUUUAAUUCUAAAAUAUUCUUGCAUGAUGACAAUUAUGAAGUGUUUUUACAGAAAGCUUUGUAUUGUUCUGUCCUGUCUGUGUCUGAUUACAUGUCAUCUCUGCCUGUUGUCAAAUGAAGGAUUUCCUUUUUUAACAGUAUUAUCGUGCUUUGGGCAGCUUUGUAGCAUUUCCAGUGGAGCUUUGUGCUCUUUUAUGUUUGUGUGUUUGCAAUUCAACUGAUGUAUUUUUAUAAGAUAAUAAUAAAAACUGUUCAUAUUGCCAAAUGUAAAUCCUA
This is a messenger RNA of Tachysurus fulvidraco (yellow catfish), 5193 nucleotides long. RefSeq names its product reversion-inducing-cysteine-rich protein with kazal motifs (gene reck). The transcript is spliced from 21 exons. Gene Ontology annotation, molecular function: metalloendopeptidase inhibitor activity; protein binding. Gene Ontology annotation, biological process: blood vessel maturation; sprouting angiogenesis; extracellular matrix organization. The record is from RefSeq and is a predicted model, not a curated record. Gene Ontology annotation, cellular component: plasma membrane. Bases 149 to 3043 code for a protein of 964 amino acids. NCBI's taxonomy places the organism in Eukaryota, Metazoa, Chordata, Actinopteri, Siluriformes, Bagridae.